UCAAAAAUCAUUUAUACCAAAUUUUAUUACUAAAAAAAGAUAUUGGUUUUCAUAUAUAUUUUUCUAAAAGAACGGAUACAUACGCGGACCCAUCAGCGGAGAUCAAGAAACUUCGUUGUGUGAAGCAGCUGAAAGGCUGUGAUCGAUGCCACCAGUCACAAUUACUGUGGCCACCGCGUAGCCUCUUGGACACGUGGCCUCCUAUAACUUUACCCUCCUCCCUCCUCGUGACACUUGAAAGCGCCACAUUACUUAUUUAUUUUUUUGUUUUCACACAAAAGUCCUUGCUACUUACCAUUUUCCAACACGUGUCGCCACGUGUAACAUCAUUUCCCUUGGUUACUCAACUUCGGAACCAUGGUUAGGUUAGUCUCAUUCUAGUUUAAGAAAUAAGAACUUAUAUAAAUAGAAUGUGUCUCACGAUACUAUUUAUAUUAUGUUUUUGUCAUUUUUGUCAAUGUAUAGUAUCAUAGUGAUAAAUUCACAGUGAGUAGUGAGUGACUUCGCACUUGUUUUCCUUUCUCUAAUUUCAAGCAUUAACAACAAUGGGUCUCUCAAAUUACCCAUGUGCAGCUGAAGGGGUGAUACCUUUAAUUGUGAUGAACACGGUUAUGUCUGUUGCUAUAUUGAAGAACAUGUUUAGAUCGGUGCUUCAAGCUGUUGGUGCCACCACUUCUUCAGAUACCAGUUCUUCAUAUUACCCAUCAUCGUAUAGUAGCAUGUUUCAAGACACAACAUCAUGCGAAAGUUCGAGUUGUUCUAGGCCAAGAAGUGUGUCCAUAACACACUACAAGUCAUUGUGCCACAACAACAAUAAGAGUGUUAUGGUGGAGUGUUGCGUGUGCCUCACAGGGUUCGAAGCGAAUCAAGAGGUUAGCGAGUUGCCUUGCAAGCAUUUCUUCCACACAAGCUGCUUAGACAAAUGGUUUGAUAACAUGCACACCACUUGCCCUUUGUGCCGUUCAUUCUCCUAGACUACUAAUUAAUAUGAGAAAUACUGGUGGGCAGUAACUUUUGUGAUUUGCAGCCAUCAAAUAGCCAUCAAUGAUGAUUUUAAUGGUGUGAGAUUGGUGUGAGAUUUUAUCCAAUGGCUCACUUUUUCUUGUUGGUUAUAUGCUGGUUAGAAUUUGAUAAAGUUACUUGCCUUUAAACUUUUUUAAUUAAUAUUAGUGUUAUGUCUACUUUCUCAAUUAGGCAACAUGUUUAGCUAGUUAGUUAUGGUUUAAUUAACUAUAGAACUUAUAUACAUAUGUAGUGAGCUCUCUUACUUUUUGUCUGUUUAAUUUGUUGACCCCCUUUUGAAGUAGUGAAGCCUUUUUUUAAUGUAUUUUCGGUUUCUAUUUCGAAACACAAAGAUCACGCUGCUUUGUUGCU
Arachis ipaensis is the source of this 1374-nucleotide messenger RNA. Its product is annotated as putative E3 ubiquitin-protein ligase XERICO. Gene Ontology annotation, molecular function: zinc ion binding. The record is from RefSeq and is a predicted model, not a curated record. Lineage: Eukaryota; Viridiplantae; Streptophyta; Magnoliopsida; Fabales; Fabaceae.